Molecule: messenger RNA, 633 nt
Organism: Lactuca virosa
Lineage: Eukaryota; Viridiplantae; Streptophyta; Magnoliopsida; Asterales; Asteraceae
Source: the annotation of a GenBank genome assembly
AUGGAGCAGCUUCUGCACUUCACUCAUGAUCAUAUGCGCAGCCUUGUCCAUCUGCAACCAGCUAGCCACGAUAAUGAAAACUCUGAUGAUGAUGAUGAUGAUGAAGAGAAAGAAGAAGGUGAGGAGAAUGAUUUUGUGGCUGAAGAUAAGCAUGUUGGACAAUGCAAAAUGUGUGAGGAACAUAUCUACUCAUUUCAUAUGAGUUACUGCAAGUGUAAGGAUUGUGAUGACUACUCGUUGCACAAAUUUUGUGCAGAAAUGCCAAAAACCCUACGAAACCACCCAUCACAUCCCCAUCUCGACCAUAAUCUUACAUUGUCCGAGGAAUUCUGUUGGAUAUAUUAUCCAAAAUCAAAUGAAUGGACAUGUAGUGUCUGCAAUGUAAUUAUGCGAAAGAAAUUAUUCAAUUACAUAUGUCCCAUUUGCAGACUCGAUAUGGACAUUAUAUGUGCUACUAUGUCUCAACAAAAGAUGGACCACCCAAGCCACCCUCACCAACUGCAACGUAUGGCCAAGGAGUUGGUAUCACGUUGCAGUGCUUGUGGCGAAAAACAUAAAGGGACCUUCUACCAGUGCACCACUUGUUCUUGGUACUCAAUCCACUUAGAUUGUGCUUUGUUGCCCGCAAAUUAA